AUGCCCACCACGAGGCGCAACUUGGGUUCCUUCAAAUCGGCACAGGCAUCCUCAACAGCCUCAAAGCCUCAGCCCCCUGCGGUCCCAUCCCCGAUGACCUUCACCAAUAUACCAGCCUCCUCAUCCAAAUCACCAGAAUCCAUCACUCUCAUCUCACCAGGAUCCAAGUUCUCAAAUCUCAAGUCCUCAGAGCUCACACUCCUCCGCAAAAAGCAAGCCCAACUCUCGUCAACCGCACCCCAAACUCUCACCUCGCUCCCAAGCCCAGCUCAUCUCAACGCCCUCCUCUCAACACUCAUCUUCGCUCAACAUGAAGCAGGCACAGCAGUCUGUAUCCACCCCUCAGGCUGGCUUCUAACAUGCGCCCACUGCUUCGGCGACGAUGAAGCCGAGUACCUCUCAUCUCAGAAGAAGCGGUGGCUCCUCUACUACACUGGCCUAGCCGUGCUAGUUGAGUGUCGAGCCUGGGAUCCCCGCCGAGACCUGGCACUCUUAAAAAUCAUCGCCAUCGAGACGCCCGCACCAGGUAACCUUGCUUCAGGCUCGGCGCCUGUAUUCGCUUGCCUGAAACUCUCGGAAGCAGCACCCAAGUACCGGUUGCAGCUGAUUUGUAUUGGACAGCCAGGCAGGGAUGAUUUAGAGGCGGAGGGGAACAAGAAAACGAAGUAUAAUCUAAUUGAGAUUUCAGAAGGGAGGUGGAAGGGGAUGGUUAAGGGGCAGGAUCCGCAGGAUAAUGCGGAGAUUGGGAGUUUGAUGCAUGAUUGUUGGACUUAUUGGGGGCAUUCGGGUGCUCCGUUAAUCAGCGCAGAGGAGGGGGGGCUGGUGGGGUUACAUAGUAGUUGGGAUGACAAGACAGCUAUGAGGCAUGGCGUUCCAGGCGUUGCAAUUAGGGAGUUUUUGAGUGAGCAUUUGCAUGCAGAUGGAAACUUUGAUGAGGGUCUUGGGACAGGUGCCAAUCCGAUCGAGAUUACCUGA
Molecule: messenger RNA, 975 nt
Organism: Hyaloscypha bicolor E
Lineage: Eukaryota; Fungi; Ascomycota; Leotiomycetes; Helotiales; Hyaloscyphaceae
Product: AT hook domain-containing protein family protein
Exons: 1
Coding region: 1-975 (324 amino acids)
Source: RefSeq, a predicted model, not a curated record